GCCGCACGGUAGUGUUGGUAAACGUGUGAAUAUUACACGCAAUAUUUAUGUAAUUCGCUAAACAAUUAAGUCGCAUAAAUUAUAAAAUAGUCAUUAGGGAUGAUAACUCGAUGGCAUUUGUGGAGCGACUUUGAAUCACCAUAGUGCCGCCGACAAGUACGAUAGCCACAAUCUGAGCGCAGUGCCAAAAGCUCUGUGUUAUUGAAAAACUAGGCAAAGUCAAAAAAGUCGAAAAAGUCAAGCGAAAUGGGAAGUUGUGGCAGAAAAACAACAAAGAGCUGCUCUUUGUAGGCCGCUCGAUAAAAAGGUAAAAAGAAGUUGGUCCAAACUAAUUGCCCGAAAUGGGAAAAAACAAACCGAGCACGCUGGCGAGAGCGAGAUAAAAACACCGGGACAAACCGGACCGAGCGUUCAGUUCUCUGCCGGACGAGACAAGCGGCGGAUCAUUGUUGGAUUUCGUUUCAUCCGGAGCACUGCGAAUAGAACGCGAAAGUCCCGAGCAAGCGUUAGUUUUUGCAUACAAUGGAGUACCUGAGCUACGUGUACGAGAAAAUCUUCGGGGGCAAUCCUCCCACGGACGACACGCAAGGGGCUUUCCACACGCCCCGCAAGGUCAUCUGCUUCGGCAACGUCCUGCUCGACCGACUCGUCCAGCUCGAGGACCCCGAACUCCUGGAGCGGUUCGGCCUGGAACUGGGCUCCAAGGGCGAACUGGACAUGGAGAAACUCAACCAGCUGACAGCGGAGGCUUCUGAGAGCUCUCGAUGUCUUACAAAUCCGGGUGGCUCUGCCCUCAACACGGCCCGCAUCCUGAAGCAGCUGGGCACAGACGCGCUCUUCUUUGGCGCCGUGGGAGCCGACAAGCACGCCGAGGAGCUGCGUCAGAUCCUUCGGGAUCGCGGCAUCGAGGCCAGGCUGCAGACCGUCGAGGAUGCGCACACCGGGCAGUGCGUGUGCCUCAUGUAUCAGGACAACCCCACGCUGUACGCUAACAUCGGCGCCUCGGCUCAGUUCGAGGUGCAGACCCUGAGCCACGCCGUCAGCCACGAAGGCCAGAGCUUCCUGCGUCCCGUAGAGCGAAAGCAAAUCCUGUACGUGGAGGGCUUCUUCGUGCCCCAGAGGAGUGAUGUGUGCGACUACAUAGUGCAGCACCUGGUGCGGGAGCGGCGACGCCUGGCCCUCAAUCUCAGUGCUCCCUACAUUGUGAAAAAAAAUCACCAGGCUAUGAUGAAGCUGGCCCGGGCAGCCUUCUUCCUGUUCGGAAACCGCCAGGAGUUCGAGGCGCUGGCAGAGGCUGCGGGUGGGUUCCGAAACGUCGACGAACUGGCGGAUCAUCUCCUGCAAUCCGGUGGCACCAAGGCCAUCUUCGUCACCAACGGCAGUGCCGGCGUCCAGGUGAUCACCAACUACGUGGAGGAGCUGGCUCCUCCCGGACCCGUCAGCUUUGAGGACUUCAGGGCGCAACGCGUAGAUCAGCUGGUGGAUGCCACUGGGGCCGGAGAUGCCUUUGUGGCCGGAUUCCUGCACGCCUGGCUGGAGAAGCGCUCGCUGGGCGAGUGCAUCCGAAUGGCCUCCAGCGUGGCCGCCAAGGUCGUCACCCAGGUGGGCUGCAAUCUGCCCUAGACGGACGCAGUGCAUCGCCACCUCAGAUAGCGCACAACAAAGCACCAAAGUAGACUCUUAGCUUGUAAUUAUUCUGGUAAUCUCCGCAAACCUUAGGCUUAGUCAAACAUUUGUCCACCAUUUCACCCAAGCAAUGAACUUAGUCGUUAUGUGAUUAAAUAAAAAUGAUUUAUACAUCGUCCUAUGAAAGAUAAUAAUAAUACUGAGUGACUGCAGCAAUCACAUUUUAUAAUAUAUAUAGAGGGAUCCCUAUUUUAUAUUGUUUUUUAACAUUUAAAUGUAUUUCGAAACAGCUUUAUCUGAAGCCAGUACAUAUGUAUCUAUUUGUGGCACAUUGCCACUAAGCAUUUGCGUUGACCUUCGCAAGAGCGCAAAGAUAAAAAGUGAAAUAGUGAAAAAUGUGCCCACGUCUAAUCAAGCCAUGGGAUGAAAUCACCGGAAGACUCUUUUUAAUGGUUAAAUAUAGAUUCGAGAGAAUUGUUUUGUGCACAGUGGGUUGAAUGCGUACUAAUUAUUAAUAUACUAUUCAGUAUGAUAGACUUCAUUAGUUGAGCAAACAUAAAUAAAUCAUUUAUGACACAGGUCGUCGUUAUUUAGGUAUAUACCUUCAUAUGUAAAAUCACGUAUUAAGUAUUCGCCAGAGAAAUGAGAUCUUAUAUAUGCAUGUACAGCUGGUGAUUGUUCGACCUCGAUAGCCUUAUUAAUACGUCCGUGUUAUUCACUCGAUCGCCGAAGUUCCCACUGGACUGUGGCAUUGUGUGAAUCGUCAUCCGAAUCCGUUAUCACACACUUAAUUCCCCCUGAGAUGCCCUAGUACACAUCUUUAUGCGCAUUCCUCGAGAUGCUUUAUUAUCCGCAAAGAAGCGAUUCUCGUUUCCUACGCCGGCUUACUCAUCCAUCUUAUAUGGACCGCGUACAUCCCACACACAAGUCAGUCAAUAAUAAGUGACGACUUGGCCCAAAGAGAACUCGCAUGCCCAGAUGCCAUCAAAGCGAAUUCCGCCUUUGUGCUGGCAGUGGGGUUGGCUUGGGGUUUGGGCCACAUGUUUGCGAAUCGUUAACAAAAACUAAGCCGCAUUUGGCAUGCUUGUGUAAGCAGGCCAAGGUCUGGGCCUAAGCCAGCUGCUGCCGGAGGAGGAGUUGUGGAUGGGAAGCCCCCCGAAACCAUAAAGAAGUCCGGGCUUAGGCCGAAAGCAAUUCCGCACUUUAAAGGCCAAUUCCCGGAUCAGCGUAGUGAGCUGGCUAAUUGGCAAGGAGCCGCUUAAGCGAGUCAAGUGGCAGUGGCAAUGCGAAUGUGGCAAAGUCAAUAUUGACACACCCACCCACCUAAUCGAGUGUCCCACCUACUUAAGUCUCAGCACUCGCCCUGUUAAUUACUCGAUAUUAAUUUUAUACCGCCUGUGAGGCAUCCGGAGAACCCUUCCUUCCACGCCACUUCGAUUGCCUUCUAUGCUGUGGCCACUGGCCACUGGGUUGGCCAACGCCAGUCCUUUGUCGGGUCCGUAAUUAAUGUCAUCGUGUGGUUUACGGGGUUAGCAGCCACUCGGGCGACCCCCUUCCUUCGAUGUCUGCGUGUGGGUAAUGGCCGAUUUCAGACUAUCCCAAGGCUCGACUAAGAUCCUCGCCAGCAUGUGAUAAUUAAAUGUCCUCAUUUGCCCUGUUUAGCAUUUUAAUUUACAAUAAAUUGUGCUUCGGAAGCGGCUGCCUUCUAGGUAAUCAACGAAGGAGUACACUGAAAGAAAAGUUAUCUUUAAUUUUAAUUUUAAUUUUAAUUUAUUUGUGCUUUAUCCCUUAUAUAUAUAUGUACAUUUCAUUAAAGCUAAUGGUAUAAUUAGGUAUUUACAGUGUUUAGCUAAGGCUUUCAUCUGAAAUAUUUAUUAAUUAUGUCUAGUUGA
Molecule: messenger RNA, 3518 nt
Organism: Drosophila simulans
Lineage: Eukaryota; Metazoa; Arthropoda; Insecta; Diptera; Drosophilidae
Gene: Adk3
Product: adenosine kinase
Exons: 3
Coding region: 523-1623 (366 amino acids)
Biological process (GO): purine ribonucleoside salvage
Cellular component (GO): nucleus; cytosol
Molecular function (GO): adenosine kinase activity
Source: RefSeq, a predicted model, not a curated record